Messenger RNA from Adineta ricciae, 1410 nucleotides. The record is from the annotation of a GenBank genome assembly. Lineage: Eukaryota; Metazoa; Rotifera; Eurotatoria; Adinetida; Adinetidae.
AUGGCAUUAAAUAAAUCCGAUAAAAAGAAAUGGGCGAUUUCAGAAGAAAACCAAAGACGAUUACUGGAACGAUACAGUAACAACGAGGCACUCAAGCAUGCGCAGGUUGCAAUUGACUCCUUCGGAGACAAAAAGAAAAAGUUACGACAGCGAAUGUACGUGCAACCCGUCGGUCAAAUACCAAAUUUUGAGAGACUUAGGGGUUCGGAGUCAUAUGACGACGAAGCUGUUGAACACUAUCUUGAGCGUGCAAUCCUCUAUGAAAAUGAGACAGCAUUACGUGAAAAACGCGAUGAGUAUGCUAUCAUCGAAGACGACUUUGGGCCAAUGUUAGAAAAAAAACUGGGAAAUGGUACAGCUCCAUCGUUCAGAACCCUUCGGAAGGCCUGUGAACGACUGGAUCGAAAUUCUGACCAACACUUCGAAAAAAGUCAGGUAACAUACACAUAUUUCACUCAGCGAGGAGUUGAACAAGAUGAUGCUAAAGCCUGUGCUAUGGCCAUCGCAUUCUAUUCGGGUGGUUACAGCGCACUAGUCAGUACAUCAGCAAAUUACGUUUGUCGAAUGGAACGGAAAGUAGCUGAAUUGUAUACAGAUGAAGAAAACCUAAAUACUGAUGCGCUCAUGGUCAUGUAUUACCUAAUAAGAGGUCUUGCUCGUAUCGAUUUCCACUGGGGUGUUGUGACACGUUAUGUUGACUUGGACAAUGAUGAUGUAAAAGAUUAUAAACCUGGGGAAAUCUUGACUUGGCUGCAGUUCAGCAGUGCAGACAAAGGUGGAAACAAUAUGAUACACUUUCAAAAUCGUAAUACCGUUUUCAAAAUAACAUCACUUACUGGUCGAGCUAUACAAUACUUUUCGAACUGUGCCGACGAGGAAGACGAAGUUCUUUUUCUUCCACAUUCGUCUUUUCUUGUAUGUAGCGUCGUCGAUAGUCGGCCCCAACGACAAAUAUUUCUGAGACAAAUCGAAUUGGGUCUAAGUAAAUACGUCAUCUUGUGGGUUGACGACAAUAUUUUUGACGAGGACUGGGGAAAUAAGCAACUCAUGGAGAGAGCAACAACGCAAGGCACCAGUGUUAAUGUUCAUUUCAUUCCCAAAUCGAACACGGAAGCAGCACUUUCGUUUCUACGCUCAGAAUUUGGACAACGUCUGAAAAAAAGAGAAUCCUUUCGUAUCGUCACUGAUAUGAAGCGAACAAAUGAAAUUGAUCCUAGUAUGGCGGGCGUUCGAUUACUUGUAGGUGUACGGAAAUUAGGUUUUCAACAAGCUUGUCUAAUAUUCACGGGCCAUGAAGAAUCAGCUUACAACAAGCUGCAAAAGGCGUUCGGUACUGAUAAACCUCAAGGUAUUAAAGUCACCCAAUACGACUCCGAACUGGAGAAGUUUGUCCUUUUCAAACGCUGUUAG